AUGCAGAAAAGAUUCAAAAUAAUAAUCUGGGAUUGGCUAUGCACUUCUGAGGUAUAAGCCACUGAGUAAGAUGUAAUUUAAAUAUAGAGAGAAUAUGACCUCACAAGAAAACAAUCACUUAAAAUUUGAAAUGUUGGAUGAUAUAAAUUGUUAAAAGAAUAACUUAGUCAGAAAGUUGUAUAUAAUACAAAUAUAGGGAAAAAAUUAUUAAAAUGAUUCAGAUGUAAUACUGGAUGGUUUCAAAUAGAGGUUCGGUAUAUUUUGAAUAAAAACAUCUAAACGGUUAACCUAUGCACCCUUAGAUAGAGGGAAGUUGUGGUAUAAUUGAUGAUUUAAGAAAUAGAUUAAAUCUGGCUUAAGAAUAGACCAUGACCUUUAAUAACACAAGUAGUGAAGAACGGAAGUUAGGUUGGAAAAUUAGCAAAAGUAAUUUUAAUUAUUAUUACAUAAUUAGAGUGA
Molecule: messenger RNA, 459 nt
Organism: Paramecium octaurelia
Lineage: Eukaryota; Ciliophora; Oligohymenophorea; Peniculida; Parameciidae
Source: the annotation of a GenBank genome assembly